Molecule: messenger RNA, 2322 nt
Organism: Heterobilharzia americana
Lineage: Eukaryota; Metazoa; Platyhelminthes; Trematoda; Strigeidida; Schistosomatidae
Source: the annotation of a GenBank genome assembly
ACUGUGCACUCGUGAAAUCGAUGGUUAAGCUUUUUGUCUAUUAGCAAACUGUAAUUGAAUGCACUCAAAUAUCACACUUGACAAAUUAUAGGAAAAUAUUCAACAUGAUAGGAUAGAUGCAGGUGAGGAGAGUGAGGAGAGUAUCAACCACUCACUUACUUCAUCCUCUUUAUAUAAAAACAAAUAUGGAAUAUGAAUGAUCAUCAAAUUCUACUUACAAAUCAGUAUUCACCAGAGUUGAUUUCACAUGUCACUUUGAAUCUCUCCUCUUCGCAUUCAAAGUGGAUUCAACUCACUGUCUAAUGAUGAAUAUAAAUGCUCAAUAUCUUCCGGGAAGUCCAUCUCAAACUUCAUCUCAUCCUGUUUGUUUACUUAGAGAAUCGAAAAAUUCUUCUUCUUCUCCUUCUUCUUCCUCUUCUGCUGCUGCUGCUUCCGCUUCUUCUGAAAGACGUUCAUCAAUAGAUCGGAUAAGAAAUGCAUCGUUAGGUAAACAUAAAAAUGAACAUUUUCAUAGUCCUACAGUGUUUUCUAAUGGUCAGUCAUGCAGUAUACUGAAUGCCCCGAAACCUUCACUGGAAAUCAGUGAAGACAAUAUCUUAUUCGGCAAAAAACAAUAUUCAGUUCAACUAAACCGUGAACCACAAAACAGUGUAAAUCCUCAAAAUAUUACCAGGACUAGUCUGAUUCCUAGCACAAAUCAACCGAAACACCGUCGUCAUCAUCAACAGCAACAACAUCACAGACAGCGACAGCAACAUCGAGGAGAACAGGAGCAACCAACACUAACCAAUCAUGCCAAUUUCGCAACAUACACUCCUUCCACAAAACCAUCACUGAGAUAUUAUGCCCAUGAGACAAUUAGAAAUUCAGCUCUUGUCGGAGCACCGAGACUUGCCUUAAGUGUUUCAUUUCAAAGUGGUCAAAACAAUCCUGAUGAACAUAUGAAUAAUAUGAGUUACUCUCCAAUCAAUUCUUCCUUGAUAAAUGUGAGUACAAGUUUGUCUUACGGUGAUGGUGGUAAUCAUGGAAAUGAUGACGAGUACGUUAAAGCAUUGGGAGAAUGCAGCAAUUUGGAUGUCACAGAUAAUGAUAAUGAUUCAUCUGUUCCAUCAAACGAACUACGUUAUACAUGCGUUGAACAGGCAAAAUGUUCAAACCUGUGUCAGAUGAAUGGCACCAGUGUAAUGGCUUUUCGAUGCAGAAUAUGCUUAGAAGAAGGGGAAGAAGCAGAGCAGCUAUUAUCAGCAUGUCGUUGUAAAGGAACUGUUGGAUUAGUGCAUAAACGUUGUCUUGAGAAAUGGCUUUUAACUUCGGGGCAACCAAACUGUGAGCUAUGCGGUUAUGCUUAUAUAAUGACACCGUCUGAAAGAUGUUCAUCUCGGUUCUCAUCGUUAGAUCACUUGCCACGUUUCAGUAAUGAGAUGAGAAGUGUUCGAAACUGGUUGAACUGGCAGCGAACAAGGCGACACUUGAUCGCCGAUGUGAUAUGCAUGAUUUUGCUGACGCCUGCAACCUACAUAGGAGUCUAUCUGUGUGUUCUGGGAGCACUCGACUAUACACAGACUAAUCCACUUGGAUGGCAAGUUUUCGGAUUAUGGGGACUUGCAGUACUUCUAAUCCUGUUACUAACUAUAUGGAUGAUUUUAGUUGUUAAACAUCACUUGGGGAAUUUUCGCAACUAUCAGUAUCAUCAACAAGAAAUUGCUUUAGCUGAGGCAGUUCGACUAUCAGCUCUUCCGAGAUAUCGAUUUUCUGUGCAGCCUAGACCUCGAGGAUCAUCUGUUGUCCUGUGCAACUUACACAGGGAAGAAGAAAUAUCGCCUAUACCAUCGGUGUGUGAGGCACAGAUUUCAUCUGCAUCGAACAUGAGAAGCGUAGAUCUGAAUCAGUCAUACUCCAGUGAUCAGUCUCCAACCUCGAGUAGAUCAGUCUCCAGCUGAAAUCAAAAGAUUUUCGUGUCAGUUGCAUUGACCACUGUUCGUGAAGCAGCUGACGACUUUUCCACUUCAAACAGCAACACAAACUAUGCAAACAUCGCUGAACUCUGACUUUACAUGUUCAUGUUUUUUCCCAUAUCUAAAUACUGUACUAUUUUCGAACACCUUCCUGCAAUCUGCAUGUUGGAUCACUCACUGUCUUAUGUAUGAACAGUAAGCUUAACCGCUCACAUUUCAUGAGCUUUUGUGGUUACCUUAGAAAGCGUUUUGUGUGCGUGCGAUAUGCAUUUUUGAUCAAGAAAGCAUGAAGUUAGGUAAAAACACUGAAGUGGUUUCUGUCUCAAUUUUCACAGUAGUUAUCCAUGACUGAUCAAUUGGGUGUUUC